GAAACAUAUCUUCAAAAUGGCUUCAGAUCCAACCGUUUUUUUACUCAAAUGUGGAGUUCAACAGUAUGCUUGGGGAAAGAUUGGAAGUGACAGUGAAGUUGCCAAAUUGUCCCAAAAUUCUAAUCCAGAUUUCAACCUGAAAGAAGAUGCUCCUUAUGCUGAGUUGUGGAUGGGGACACACCCGAACUGUCCAUCUUAUGUUGAUAUUCCCGGUAAAGAACAAAUAAAACUGGAAGACUGGAUAAAAGAUCACCGUAACAAAUUGGGUUCCGAAGUCAACACUUAUUUUGAUGGAAAACUACCAUUUCUUUUUAAAGUCUUGUCUGUAAAGACAUCUUUAUCUAUUCAGGCUCAUCCAAACAAGGUACAUGCCGAACAGCUACAUGCUUCAAGACCUGAUGUCUAUAAAGAUUCCAAUCAUAAGCCAGAAAUGGCAAUAGCUUUAACCCCUUUUCAAGGUCUCUGUGGUUUUAGAAUGAUCAAAGAAAUAGUGGAAUAUGUUCAAGAAAUUGAAGAGUUACGUACUGUAGUUGGUCCUCAUAAUGCAUGUAAAUUGAUAACUGUCAGUAAGUCUCUUGAUAUGCCAUUACAUAGAGAAGCUAUCAAAGACUGUUUUAUGGCUAUGAUGGAAAGAGAUGCAGAUACAGUGAAAAAAGAACUUGAAAAACUAGUCAAUAGAGUACAAGUAUUAGUGGAAGCUGGUCACGAUACAACAGCCUACAAUGGUCAGUUAUUAUUAAAACUACAUGAAGAGUUUCCUGGUGAUGUCGGUGGCUUUGCUAUAUAUUUCCUCAAUAUAAUAACUCUCAAACCAGGACAAGCCAUGUUUUUAGAAGCUGAUUUGCCACAUGCUUAUCUAUAUGGAGAUUGUAUGGAGUGUAUGGCAUGCUCUGAUAAUGUAGUAAGAGCCGGUUUGACACCAAAACUUAGAGAUGUACACACUCUAUGUGAGAUGUUAGAUUAUACUGGUAGACCAGCAGCUAAAACUCUGUUUAAAGGUGUAGAAAGUGUGGAGGACAUAAAUGUUACUGUAUUUAGACCCCCAGUACCAGAUUUCUCUGUAAUACGAUAUGAGAUACCAGAGACGAUAAAAGAGAAGAAAUUAGCACCAGUAGAUAGCGCUAGUAUCUGUAUUGUAAUACAAGGACAGGGUAGUCUAACUAAUCAUAGCAUAACAAAACCCAUAUCUCUUAAACGAGGUUCUGUAUUCUUUAUUGGUGCUAUGGAAGAGGUAGAGUUACAAGUUAGCUCUAAUUUUCUAUUAUUCAGAGCUCUGGCUGGGUUAUGAUAGGUUGAUUGAGGGUAAAAAGUUGGAAUGAAUCUGUUUUUGAGGGAAUGUUUAUUUUAAUUUUAAAAUUGUAUUUAACAAACAAAAUUGAUAUUAAUUUUUUUUUUAAAAUUGUAUUUAACAAACAAAAUUGAUAUUAAUUUUUUUUUUAUCUAUUUGGGAAAAUAUGAAAGUGAGUAAAUAAAUGUGCAUUUAGCAUUUUAACGCUACCAACUAAAAUAUACCACAAACUUUUUCUUACCUAAUUGAAUCAUUGGAUCAUUUUCAAUUAAGGUUGUAGGCACCACUGUGUAUUAUACAUAAGUUUUUGUCAUGUAUUACAAGGGCUAGCUGAAAAGUUCUAAGCCUGAAAAGGAUAGAUCAAUUGAGUUGAAACAAACUUUUGCCACCAACAAGUAUAAUCAUUGAAUGAAUCAUAGACAUAAGCACUGCAACUGUAGUGUUGUUGUUGUCUUCAUACCAGACCUUCUCGUGGACCUACCCAUUAAACUCACCAGAAAUGGACUAACAGGCUAUAGGGGAUCCUGAAAAGCUAUCAAGAGCAGCCAUUGAAGAAAACAUUAUCCGGGUGCAUGACAUGAUGAUGGCUGAUUGACGAUUGACCACUCGACAUAUUGCCAGUGUUGAUCACAUUAUCAGCGAGUUAGGAAUGACAAAAGUUUCUGAAAGAUGGGUGCCAAAGCUCUUGUCUGUGGAUCAGAAACGUGUCAGAUCCAUGAUGUCCCGUGACAAUCUGCACCGUUUUGAAGCAGAUCCUGAUAAUUUUUGGGCCAAAUUCGUAACCAUGGAUGAGAUCUGUUUCCAAAAAUGGAACUAGCCAGUCGUCAUUGUCCUAGUGUAGGGUGGCUGAAGAAAAUUUCUUCCUGACCGACACCCCAUCCCAGCCAACAUCAUUGGCAAAAGUGUGUACACCCCGAAGGGCACUAUGAAGGAAAAUAAAUGAAUACCAUCGACUUUGUACAGGUCUUUCACAGAUAGGCUUUGAACUUUUAAUUGAAUUGUAUACAUGGAAAAAUACUAAAUCUAAAAAUUUAAACAUAAACUAUUUAAAUAAACUAUUGGCAAGGACUGAUUUUCUGAACGAUCUGAUUAAACACAUCCUAUUUCUUUUCAAUUUUUUAGUUCAAAACUUUGUUUUACUUGUCUAAAAAACGGAAAUAAAUAUAGCUCUGUAUUUUAAUCAGAUUGGUAAAGAAGCAAAACCAUGCUUAGAUAUGUGGCUUAAUGCCCCCCAAAAAGACUACUUUGUUUAUUAGAUUUUAAUUCUAAGGCAAUUUUAUACGGAAUUUCAAAUUUAGGGGAGUUGACACCUUAAUAUUUUUGGGGACACAGUGAAAUGUUAUCGUUAUCAUUGCUUUUUAAUACUGCAAUGUUUUUAGAUCCAUAAACUUUGGGAAUGAAAAAUCUUUGAAUUGAUAUUUACAACUCUUUUGGAAACCCAUCAUCUUGAUAUAUCACUGUGGCUAGAAGUGAAAUACUAAUAAAGUGUAAAACAGUCACUCACAAUUAUUCAGAAUGAUAUAAAAUCAAUAUUUGCCAUCUAUACAACUGUCAAUAAUACUGGGAGUAGGUGUUUAAGCAAGGUGGUUUUGUUUCUGAUAGCGUCAUUACAGCCGUUUUGCAGGCUACAUAAUAUUCGGGGGGAGGGGAAUUUUUAAGACAUAAUGUUCACAUUUCUUUAAUUACAUAAUAGCCAAUGGAACAAUUGAAUAGCUUUUGUAUGCGCCCACAUUUUCAUGUGGAUGUAUAUUGUCGUUGACCCUGUCUGUCUGUCCAUCCGCCGUCCACAAUUCGUUUGUGGACUCUCUACAGGUCACAAUUGUUAUCUAAUACCAAGGUUGUGGACCCUCUAUAAGUCACAAUUUUAUCCGAUUUUAAUGAAACUUGAAAUGUAUAUUUAUAACUCAAAGAUCACGGUUCCUUUCAACAUUCGCCCAUAAUGGACCGUAACUCUCUGGAUGAUUGUACAAAAAAUCACAUUAUUUUUUUAGCUCGUUCUCUGUCCAUCUCUUGCAAAAUGUGGACAUAUCUUGCAUGGCAACCAACUGCUUGUUGUAAAGUGCAAUAAAACUUCAUGUAAGAUUAUAAAAAUGAUUAAUUUUGUAUAUAACGAUUUAAAAAAAUAUUUGGUUUGGGCUUUACUUUACUUGUGUAUAAAUGAAAGCUAAAAAAAGACUUUCGUGUUUUGGAAUAAAAGAGCCUUCAUUUCUGUUUAUCAGUAUUUGGUUCCUGUCUCAUUAAUACUUACUUAACGCUAUGUUGUCUUUUAAUUGUUACAUAUUAAUGACAGGGUGUUCUGGUUAUAUUACUUAAUUUUACUUUUCUGUUUGUUGAUUUUAUGUUUGAUAAAUUUGAUGUAUGUAAUCAUUAGAUGAUUAAUUGUUGUAUGUAAUCUGUGUAUGCAGUUCCCAGUAACUUGAGUUGCUGAGGUAAAUCAUAGAUUUAAACAUAUUUGGGGUGCUACUUAUAUAAUUAGGGUGCAAUAUAUAUUAAAAGCUAUUUUACACUAUUUCUAUAGAGUUUACAUUAUUUUUACCCUGUGGUUGAUAUUAUGUUUGAUAAAUUUGAUGUAUGUAAUCAUUAGAUGAUAAAUUGUUUUAUGUAAUCUGUGUAUGCAGUUCCCAGUAACUUGAGUGGCUGAGGUAAAUCAUAGAUUUAAACAUAUUUGGGGUGCUACUUAUAUAAUUAGGGUGCAAUAUAUAUUAAAAGCUAUUUUACACUA
Molecule: messenger RNA, 4010 nt
Organism: Patella vulgata (common limpet)
Lineage: Eukaryota; Metazoa; Mollusca; Gastropoda; Patellidae
Product: mannose-6-phosphate isomerase
Exons: 8
Coding region: 17-1288 (423 amino acids)
Biological process (GO): GDP-mannose biosynthetic process; carbohydrate metabolic process
Cellular component (GO): cytosol
Molecular function (GO): zinc ion binding; mannose-6-phosphate isomerase activity
Source: RefSeq, a predicted model, not a curated record